Messenger RNA from Oppia nitens, 324 nucleotides. RefSeq names its product protein NCBP2AS2 homolog. Bases 1 to 324 code for a protein of 107 amino acids. The record is from RefSeq and is a predicted model, not a curated record. The transcript has a single exon. NCBI's taxonomy places the organism in Eukaryota, Metazoa, Arthropoda, Arachnida, Sarcoptiformes, Oppiidae.
AUGGUUUUCCGUAUUGUCUAUCGGGUUAUCUACGGCUUUAUCGGCAACGAUCGAGUGGUCGAACGGUUAGCCCAGUCAACAAUUAUUCGCCGAUCGGCACAAUUGACUGCCCGUUGGCUGACCAGAGGUCGACAGGCAGUCGAAGAUAGUAUCGGCGGAGAUGUCCGCAACAAACAAGAAGUUAUCGAUGAUCUUCUCAGACGACGGACAGCUGACAAAACGGGAAGUUUUGGCCAUCGAUUUGUCCAUCGAUUUCGACGCGAACUUAAAGACCAGUUUAACGAAGCAAAGGAAGAGUUGGGUCAGAGAAGACAUAGAAGAUAA